CGGCAGCCGAGCGCUGUCGCAGCUCAGCGACGACGUCCCCUUCAGGGUGAACUGGCCUGGCACCGAAUUCAGCCUGCCCACUGCCGGCGUGCUCUACAAAGAGGACAACUACGUCAUCAUGACAACGGUGGAUAAGGAGAAGUACAAGUGCCUGCUCCCAUUGAUAGCCAGUGGGGAUGAGGAAGAAGAGAAGGAUUACAAAGGUCCUAGUCCAAGAGAACUGUUGGAGCCUCUCUUUAAACAAAGUAGCUGUUCGUAUAGAAUUGAAUCUUACUGGACAUACGAAGUUUGUCAUGGUAAACACAUUCGUCAAUAUCAUGAGGAGAAAGAAACUGGCCAGAAAAUAAACAUCCAAGAAUACUUCCUUGGAAACAUGAUGAUAAAGAAUCCCUUAGCAGACCCAGAUCAAGAAGAAAAUGAAAAUACAAAAGAAAGUACAAAAGAGAUUCCUUCAAAAAACAUAGAGGGUCAAAUGACUCCAUACUAUCCAGUAGAAAUGGGAAAUGGUACACCUUGUAGUUUGAGACAAAACCUGCCCAGAUCAAGUACAGUGAUGUAUGUCUGUCAUCCAGAAGCUAAACAUGAGAUCCUUUCAGUAGCAGAAGUUACUACCUGUGAAUAUGAAGUGGUCAUAUUGACUCCUCUGUUAUGCAGUCAUCCUAAAUAUAGGUUCAGGGCUUCCCCUGUGAAUGACAUAUUUUGCCAGUCACUGCCAGGAUCCCCACUUAAACCCCAUAAUCUGGAACAGCUGGAGAAACAGCAAGAAAUGAUGAAGAUGCCUUUUAGAAGGGUUAAGGAGGAAGAAAUUCAUUCAACAAAGGAAGAAAAAUUCUCCUCUAUCCAUAAACCAGUCACUGUUGGAACCCAUCAGUUGUUAACUGUUGGAACAACCCACAUCUCCAAAUUAACUGAUGACCAGCUCAUAAAGGAAUUUCUUAGUGGUUCAUACUGCUUCCAUGGGGGUGUUGGUUGGUGGAAGUAUGAAUUCUGCUAUGGCAAAUAUGUGCAUCAGUAUCAUGAGGAUAAAGAAAGUGGCAAAACAUCUGUGGUUGUUGGCACCUGGAAUAAGGAAGAACAUAUUGAAUGGUCCAGGAAGAAUCCAGCUAGAACCCAUCAUAUCAAAGAAGAUGGUAGUCAGACAGUUAGAAUGGUCUCUCAUUUCUAUGGAAAUGGAGAUGUUUGUGACUUAACUGACAAGCCAAGGCAGGUGACUGUGAAAUUGAAGUGUAAAGAAUCAGAUUCCCCCCAUGCUGUAACUGUGUAUAUGCUGGAACCUCAAUCCUGUCAGUAUAUCCUUGGGGUCGAGUCACCAGUGAUCUGUAAAAUUUUGGAUACAGCAGAUGAAUAUGGACUCCUGUCAGUGCCCAGCUAAAGGGAUAGUGUUGUUUAAGAAGAACCAAGUUCACAGAAAGCCAUAACUACUGGAACCACGGUAUUUCCCAUAUUCAAGUUGUUUCUGUAGGAUGCUAAAAAGAGAGGUCCCCAGCCAGUCAACUUCACCAGCACAAAACAAGAAGAGGAACUCAUGAACCACUUUGUGUAUAUCUGUGUAUAUAAGAGGUUAUUGAUAAACUUUUAAAGAUUAAA
Alligator sinensis (Chinese alligator) is the source of this 1587-nucleotide messenger RNA. RefSeq names its product endoplasmic reticulum lectin 1 (gene ERLEC1). The coding region runs from base 119 to 1372 and encodes 417 amino acids. Gene Ontology annotation, biological process: endoplasmic reticulum unfolded protein response; retrograde protein transport, ER to cytosol. Gene Ontology annotation, cellular component: endoplasmic reticulum lumen. Lineage: Eukaryota; Metazoa; Chordata; Crocodylia; Alligatoridae. The record is from RefSeq and is a predicted model, not a curated record. The transcript has 14 exons.